UGUGCAGUUUCCGCGCAGUGGUCUGCGAGGUGGCCCAGGCUUCUGCUUCUGGGAGCGUUUGUUCUUCUGGCGAUGUCGAAUGUCGAAGGAGGCGGGGGUGCAAAACUGACCUCCGUUGAUUUUGAGAUAUUUGGGAAUGUGCAGGGCGUCUGCUUCAGAAUGUACACUGAAGACCAGGGGAAGAAGCUGGGUGUGAGUGGGUGGGUGAAGAACACCAGGCAGGGGACCGUGGUGGGGCAGGUACAGGGCCCCUCCGACAGAGUCCGAGAGAUGAAGUCCUGGCUGAGUAAAGUGGGGAGCCCCAGCUCCCGUAUCGACCGCGCCGUUUUCUCCAACGAGCGCGACAUCGCCAAGCUGGAGAUGAGGGGGUUCGGCACGCGCUACUGAGGCCCUCAGACCUCCCCCAAACCUCCCCCAAACCUCCUCCAAACCUCCCCAAACUUCCGCCAAACCUCCUCCAAACCUUCCCAAACCUCCCCAAACCUCCUCCAAACCUCCUCUCAGACCUCCCCCAAACCUACCCAAACCU
Molecule: messenger RNA, 529 nt
Organism: Conger conger (European conger)
Lineage: Eukaryota; Metazoa; Chordata; Actinopteri; Anguilliformes; Congridae
Product: acylphosphatase-2-like
Exons: 4
Coding region: 73-387 (104 amino acids)
Molecular function (GO): acylphosphatase activity
Source: RefSeq, a predicted model, not a curated record